Molecule: messenger RNA, 327 nt
Organism: Clunio marinus
Lineage: Eukaryota; Metazoa; Arthropoda; Insecta; Diptera; Chironomidae
Source: the annotation of a GenBank genome assembly
AUGCAAUUUAUGUAUCCAAGUAUCAUAAUAUCAGAAGUAUGUGCAAAAAGUCAAAUAUCAUUUAUUGGUACAAAAACUUCUAUAUCUUCUAAAAGCAAACCAAUGCAACAUUCAAGCCAAAAACGAAGUUCCGAGAUAUUUCCCAAGGACUUACUAGCCACAGUGAAUCGCAUCAACUUUUUUUCCUGCGGAAUUUCCGUUCAACCCUGCAUCAAGAUUGAAAACAGAAAGCGUCAGCAGAAUGAAAGGCAUAGAAAUGAUUCAUCACUUAAUUUCAUGUACUUACGAAAAGGUUCAGCCCGCGAAGAUAAAGAAAACAAGCAUUAA